AUUUCCCCUUCCUGCCUUGCCUCCUCGUCUCCUUCUCUGCUGCUCUCCAAGCUCUUCCUGCUUCCAUCAGGUUGUCUCGAGAAAGAUUGGAGUUUUUGGUGGUUUGGGUUGUGCGGUUCUUGCUUUUGUUGGCGCAAGCGCAUGGCUGGUUCUGGGACAUAGUGAGCUGAGAUAGAGUUCUUGUGUUCGGUGGAGUUUGGCUUUGGUGAAUCUUCGAUUCAAGUCUGGAGAUGGCGCGUUUUCAGGAAACCAAGGCGAGGAAUGAUCAAGGACCUGUUGCUGAUCAUGUUGGGCACCAAAACCUCAUGGAAAACCUCACAGAUCCUCUGGAUUCCAGUGGCAUGGACAUGAUGGACGAAGCGCGAAUUCCUAAGGCGCGGAAGCCAUACACGAUAACGAAGCAAAGGGAGAAAUGGACCGAGGACGAACAUAAGCUGUUCUUGGAAGCCCUGCAGCUCCAUGGCCGAGCCUGGCGACGCAUCCAAGAGCACAUAGGCACCAAGACUGCCGUGCAGAUCAGGAGCCACGCACAGAAGUUCUUCUCCAAGGUCAUCAAAGAAUCAUCUGGGGACAAUUGCAACAGCUUGGGUGCUGCAUCAUCAAUUCAGAUUCCCCCGCCGCGGCCGAAGCGUAAGCCUGUUCAUCCGUACCCACGCAAUCUAGGGAGCACAGCCAGCAAGAACGUCCCUGCACUGAAACAGCUAGAGAAGCCUCAGCUGCAGGUGCAGUCUCUCUACGACCAGGACAAUGGGUCGCCGACGUCAGUGUUAACAGUACCACAGAUACGGGCUGAUACACUGGGAAGUGAGAGUGGUGGGUCGCCAACCUCGACGAUUGAUAUUGAAGAGAGAUGUCCUACACCAAGCAUAGCAACUGCUGAGUUAGCUAUGGAGUUGCCUCCUACAAAUGACGAGGAGGUCAAGGGCAAUGGCGAUCAUGAAGAAGUUACAUGUGACAGAUCAGGAGUUCCAGUCCUUAGGCUAUUUGGCAAGAGGGUUAUGGUGAAUGAUUUACAUCAGAUGUCAGCCCCUGAUGCCGGGAACCUGCAAACUGUGGCAGACAUGGAAGUGGACGCUUCAGCUGAGACACCAACUAGUGGAACUGGGAAAUUCUCUUCCCAUGGUGCAGCAGAAGCAAAUACAUGGAACCCAUGGCUGACUAACACACAGCAGUUUCUGUAUUAUCUUCCUAACGGACAAAUUUUCUCCGUGCAUUCUGCUCUCCCAUGCUUCACCUACCAUAAUGAGGGUGUUACUUGCACCCAGUUUUCAAACCCACAGGUGGUAGCCUCAGAUCAACAGCAUCAACACCAAACUUCUGAAGCUGUAGAUUACAAGGGUAUACAGAGGGAAGGAUCUUGGACGGAGUCAAAUACAUCCUCAAGCAGUGUGCCUGAAACAGCAACUCAUAAUUCAGAGACUACAGAAUCAUAUAGAAACGGAAACAGAAACGAAGAUGAAAUGGUACCUUCUCCAGAUUCAAGAAAAUGUGUGAGCCCAGGUUCCAACUGCAGGCGAGGCUUUGUGCCGUACAAGAGAUGUGUUGCUGAUAGUGAGGCGCUGCUGAAGUCACAGGCGCCUCAGGAGGAGGCAGACGGAGAGAUGACGAGGCUGUGCUUAUAAAUUUUUGGAGCCUCGUAGAUCACUGCAACUAUAGAUGCUUGCUACUAAUAUUUUGUUCACAGAUGAGUAGGAACUGAUGUACUGCAGGAGGGGCUGCUUUCCUGUUACAAGAGGCAGAUUGAAACCGCGUUAGUACUCCACAAAACAGGGAGUGGCCGUGGUUCUUGUCUGGCCAUGUACAGUUCAAAUAUUCUAUGUUUCCAUUUUCCUCGUCGUGUGUUUGUAAUUUCGCUCCCAUUGCGGGAGCGUUCAGAGGUCAAUGGCUGUCAUGCAAUGACAAGUAUUUUGAUAGAGUUGUAGAAGGGUUGUACUGAUGUAAAUUAUACAGUAACUUAUUAUCUGUAAGACAAUAACAGGCGAGCUAAAGAAAACAACGUUGGAAAGCUUUGUUCAGUA
Oryza sativa Japonica Group (Japanese rice) is the source of this 2018-nucleotide messenger RNA. RefSeq lists its product as uncharacterized. Gene Ontology annotation, molecular function: DNA binding. The record is from RefSeq and is a predicted model, not a curated record. NCBI's taxonomy places the organism in Eukaryota, Viridiplantae, Streptophyta, Magnoliopsida, Poales, Poaceae.